AAUACACAUUAGCGCUUCAUUCUUUACUUAAGAGUGUGUUCGUGUCUUACGAAGUGUCCUGGAGAAGUUUUCAAUACGUGCGCCAAAGUACGCGAGGAUUGUGGCGCAUUGGAACAGCUGUAGUCAGUGUUGAAUGGACGCAAGGAGGAGGGACAUCGUACUGUACAUUAACUCCUGCUGGCUGCGGGGAUUCUCCAGUUGAAGGCAUGGGGAUGCACUUCCAGCGACCUUAACACCCCUUUGAGAAAUACAGAAGCGACAAGGGAAAGCCAAACGAAAAUCUAUACAUUUUUUUAAAGCUGCCCAGUGUUUUCCAGGGGCAACGCUACAGAGAUGAGAUGGUAUACUAUGCUUUUGAAGGAUGCCCUGUUUUGAUAAGGGGACCAAAGAAGGCAAGACACUGUUGUCCAUGAUAUUUUCCAAAAGAAGAUCGCAAAGGUGGAGCGAAUAGAGAAGGGCUGAUGACGGGACUACUAAUCCUUUCAGUGCAUCAAAAGCACCAAAGGGUAUUAGAAACGUCUGGAUGGAAAUCGGGCGAAUGUUUAGAACUGUUUUUGGUUUUAUAUGAAAGUGGUGAUUAGUUGUUUUGACACAUCUGCACGGAUUUUUUUCUUUUUCACUUAAGGAGAAAUUGCUCUUUGUUCAAGAAAAGCUUGUGUUGUUUGGGCGGUGUGGAAUUCCAGAAACUCAAUAUUUUUUUCUUCAAGUAUUUCUUAAUCUAAAUGGAAUUAGUUGAGUCUGAAGUCGUUUGUGAAAGGAACAGACAUGGUACAUGGGCACAGCUUCCAUCGCGUUGUUGCAAGUCUUCUCAUACUUGGGUUGUCUGGGGCAACACGGAAGGACAUAGCAGUGAAAAACAAUUCUGGAGUGAAACCUGCAGGUCAGUGUGGAGUAUGGGUGAAAGAACCAGAAGGAGGACUCUUCACUUCUCCAAAUUACCCAAAUAAAUACCCCCCAGACACAGAGUGUGUUUACAUUCUUGAAGCCCCCCCAAGGCAGUGUAUUGAUCUACACUUUGAGGAGAAUUAUUCAAUUGAGUCCUCAUGGGAAUGUAAAUUUGACAACAUCGAGGUUCGCGAUGGACCAUUUGGCUUCUCCCCAAUGCUUGGAAGAUACUGCGGUCAGCACAGCCCACCUGAUAUCAGAAGUAGCGGCCGAUAUCUGUGGAUAAAAUUUGUUACAGAUGGUGAACUGGAAGCGGUUGGAUUUUCAGCAAGUUACAACUUCACUGCAGAUCCGGACUUUGCAGAUAUGGGAGUACCCCCACCUCUGCCCUCCUGUCAGUAUGACAUGGUUGGUCCAGAAGGUAUUGUUGAGUCUCAUCAGAUCACCAGAGAUGGGAAGGCUGGUGCCUCCGAGGCCAUCGACUGUAAAUGGUACAUCCGUGCUCCGCCUCGCUCCAAGAUCUACCUGCGUUUUCUCGACUAUGAAAUGGCCAAUUCCAAUGAAUGCAAGCGCAACUUUGUAGCAGUGUAUGAUGGUGGCAGUUCGGUGGAGGACCUGAAAAGCAAGUUCUGUUCCACAGUGGCCAACGAUAUCAUGCUGGUUUCCACGCUGGGAGUCAUCCGUAUGUGGGCAGAUGAGCACAGCCGCAAAAGUCGCUUCCGCAUCCUCUUCACAACUUACCAAGAACCUCCAUGUGAUGCAGAUGCCUUCUUCUGUCACAGUAACAUGUGCAUAAACAACACGCUUGUGUGUAAUGGCAUGCAGAACUGUGUCUACCCCUGGGAUGAGAACCAAUGCAAAGAGAAGAGAAAAGCCAACAUUCUGGACAACCUGAACAACACAAAUGGAACUAUAAUUGGUGUCACCUGCUGCAUCGUUUUCAUCCUCCUCAUCAUCUCUGUUAUCGUUCAGAUCAAACAGCCACGCAAAAAAUACAUCCUGCAGCGUGAGGACCUUGACCCCACCAUAUUCCAGGAGGUCUUUGAGCCACCUCACUAUGAGCUGUGUACUUUACGGAGCACUACCACAGCCACAGCAGCCUCAGCAGACUUGGUAGACCUGGCAGAAGACUUUGAAACCUACCAUGCCCUUCGCCGUGCCUCCUCACGCUGUGUCCAUGAUCACCACUGUGGCUCUUUGUGCAAUCCAGGCUCUGCUCACAUAUCCCAGCUGUCACUCAGUGGACGAGGAAGCCGUGGAAACUUGAGUGUUCAUGACACAGCAGAUGCCACUCUGCUCACAGACUUUCCACAGCCACCAAUGGCAGUGCGGCCCUUGCUGCCAGCCACAGGGAACCGCAGGAGCAUCUUGGUGAUGAAGCACAGCUAUUCCCAAGAGGCAGCAGACAAUGGACGUGACCUGGACGAAGACCUGGAGGAAGUUCCCACCACCAGCCAUCGACUUUCACACCACGAAAAGGCAGUACAGCGGUUCUGCCUCAUUGGCUCUUUGAGCAAACAUGAAUCAGAGUACAACACAACUAGGGUCUAAGAGACAAUCUCAAGACUUCUUGAGAGUAGUGCAAUCCUGGAUCAGUACGACCGGGCAUCACUGACAUAUGAAAAAGCGGAACGGAGAUUUACACCAGCAUGAUGCUGAUGAUGAUCAGGAUGAGGAUGAUGAUGAAGGGACACUUUAAUGAAAGGAUACUGAAUUCAUGUGUAAAGAUGGACACAAAGGACUAGAUGAAAAUACUUCAGCUGUAAUGUGAAGUGGGAAGUUUUCAAAAUUAACCAGUUUUGUGCUUAACAUAAUGUAGUCAGUCCAGAUUUUUUGUCUCAAUGAAAAGGUAUCGACCUUUAUAAGGAACAUGAUUAUUGAUUACCGAUUAUUGGUCAGAAACAUACAUGAUAUUGUUGAGGAUUAUUCAGAGGUAUCAGCAUUAUUGUGAUCAAAUUCAAUUUAUUUUAAAGCAUGUAUGUAUUUUGAAAUGGUUAUGAUUUUUAUAGCAAAUUAUAAAUACUUGCAGUUUGUCAAAUUUAGGAAGAUUUGUGUUAUUGGUUGAAAUUGGAAUUAAUUUCAGUUAAUUACUAACCUAAUUAAAUAUUGUUAGAAUAAGCUGAAACAGGUAUAACAAUUUAAGGCCCAAUUGUAUAGCUUGUGCAUGAUUUCUUUUUAUCCAUUAAAACAUUAACAUACUAUCAUUCAAAUAUGAUAAGCACACCAUCUACUAAUAUGUGACUCAUAAGGGCAUAAAAACUGGUUAAGGAGCAUCAUAAAAUUAUUAAAGUGCUUUGCAUGAAGUUGUAUAGCUAAGGAAAAUUGUACAAAUAAUUUUUCCUUAAACUCGUAUUCCCUUUUAAAUAUGUUGACUAACCUUUUUGAUAAGUUGUUUUAUUUUGACAAAACCUUUUUGGCAAACAUAAUUACUUCAGGUCUGUUCAUCUUCAGACUGUCUUCUAUAGGAGCUUAACAUCUUUGUAUUAAAACAAACUUUUAUACUAUGGCAUAUUGAAACAUUUUUUUAUAGUUACUCAAAUUAUCUUUCAGGGCUGAUUUCAAUGAUACUUUGUAAAAAUAUAUAACAAUAAUACUUUGUUUUUUUUCUUUGUUUUACUGGCUUUUGGUAUCUAGUUCUUCUGUUCAUCUGUUUUAGAUUUUGGUCUAUUUGUUGUGACUGAUUUGCUUUAGAGAAUGACAGACAAGUUAACUGACUGUAUGUGCUUGUCCUUUAGGCUCAAAAAAACAUGGAAAAGUUCAGCUCAGAGGGACAUAAACAUGCAGUUCACACAUACACUUAUGUAUAUGUCACUUUUUUUGUGUUCAGUUACUGUCCUAUUUUCUUCUAACUGUGUCAAUGUUAUGGCAUCUUCCACUAUGUGUACAUUAUUUUCUGUAUUCAGUGUCAUUCAUACAUAAUUUACAUCCAUGCUUUCACUCUCUUUUCCUUCCAUCCACACAGACUCAUUCCUGCAGAUAAUGAAUAAAAUUUUCUUUUCAUUGUUGUUGUGUGUUGCUUCUCUGCCAUAGAUAUUAAAAUGUUCGAAACAGCACACACAUACAGACAUUUACACCUUUCACUCUGCCUUUUUGUCUCUGAAACACCCACACAACCACAAACCUAUCUGCCAGUAUAUAGAUAGAGGAAGACAUAGCAGUAAUUUAACAAGUCUGAACCAAUUCAACUACAAGCAGCCUAGGCACCAUGAUGAGAAAAGUGUAGGGCCCAGGACAGAAUUAAAGUAAUAGUGUUUUCAUUUCUCUGCAGAUACAUCAGACAGGUGCAUCAUUCCUCUGCAACUUGCCAAGUUUGACUGCGUUUGGAGCUAAGGUUUCUCUCCCUUGUACCCCUUGAGUGAACUGUUGCCCUGAGCAACUUUACCAGUGUGAAGUGUUGUGAUGAGAAAAUUAAAACAAGGUUUGUAGUGUAUGCACCAAGUUUUUCUCCUUUGCUUUGGACUGCAGAGGUGUUUCACUGGCUAGAACUGAUGAGCCAUGGAACACUGAUCAUUUCAGAUCUAGGCCUGAAAGUGUUUUUUAGAAAUAGAGUACCUUUAAUGUAAAGAUGGAG
Messenger RNA from Monopterus albus (swamp eel), 4456 nucleotides. It is a transcript of the gene neto1l, whose product is annotated as neuropilin (NRP) and tolloid (TLL)-like 1, like. The coding region runs from base 766 to 2436 and encodes 556 amino acids. Gene Ontology annotation, biological process: positive regulation of excitatory postsynaptic potential. Gene Ontology annotation, cellular component: postsynaptic density. NCBI's taxonomy places the organism in Eukaryota, Metazoa, Chordata, Actinopteri, Synbranchiformes, Synbranchidae. The record is from RefSeq and is a predicted model, not a curated record. Gene Ontology annotation, molecular function: ionotropic glutamate receptor binding. The transcript has 12 exons.